Messenger RNA from Jatropha curcas, 7374 nucleotides. RefSeq names its product histone-lysine N-methyltransferase (gene EFS). NCBI's taxonomy places the organism in Eukaryota, Viridiplantae, Streptophyta, Magnoliopsida, Malpighiales, Euphorbiaceae. The record is from RefSeq and is a predicted model, not a curated record. Gene Ontology annotation, cellular component: nucleus. Gene Ontology annotation, molecular function: zinc ion binding; histone H3K36 methyltransferase activity; protein binding.
GUCUCUCUCUCUCUCUCUCUCUCUCUCGCUGCUAAAACUAAAAAGCUUUCGCUUUUCCUUUCCGUGCGUUGCUUUGACAAACCAAUUAAGCAAUUCCUCUUCUCUGUCUAUUUAUAUAUUUAUAGAAAAAAAAAGGAAAAAAGGAAAAGAAACGAAGGCACUGUUUGGCGAAAUAGAAAAUAAAAUAAAAUAAAUCGACAAUGAAAUAGAAAAAAUUAUUCUCUAACGGCCUUAAAAUUCUAUUUCUCUGCACAGGUACUGUUUUCUCGUUUUCCUUUUGAGGGAGACGGUGAGUCAAACUCAGAGGCUAGGGUUUUAUUAAUUGGGGAUCGUUUGGGGUUAGGCAUUGCUUUGGUUUGGGUUAUAAUGCAAUUUACUGGAGUGUUGGUGAUUCCUGUGAUGUUUCCAUAAUAGUAAUGCAUUGAUUGGUUAACAAGUUGAUCAAACUUAGAUGGGUUCGUGUGAGAACUCACUUGAGGUCCACGAACCUUUGCAACAAGCUUAUAUUGAGCAGCAUUUGUGCUCAAUUAAAAAUUCUGAUUCUGAGAAACUGCCUUGCUCAGAGGCUGGUGUUGAUGUGAUUGAUAAUGAUGUGGGUCCCACUGGUGCUCUAGAUGGGUUCCUAGAGUUAUCUCAAAAUGAUAGUGCUGGUUGUGUGAGCUCUAGUGAAUUAAGGGGCGCCGAGUCUGUUGAUUGGGUAAUUGGGUCAGCCACAGAGGUUGAAUGUGGGAAUGAGAGGCAAAGUGGAAUUGAUGAUUGCAGUGUGGAAACUGAUGGAUUUUGUGUGGAAAAAGAAGCUUCUAAUAAUGAAAACAAUGGAUCAGAGAAUUCAUUGGAGGAUUGUGAAAGGUCUCUGGAAUUGGUGCACGCUUCCAGUUCAGUCAGAAAUUGUGAUCAACAGGAUGAAGAGAAGGAUGACUGGAAUGUCCGAAGGGAAAUGGAAGAGAAAACUGAUGGUUUAGCUGGAACAAAAAUUGAAACUUGUGACCAAAUGAUGCCUUCAUUUAACUGUGAGAUGCCAGCAGAAUUAAUAGCGGUGGAUGCUUUGGCUAUAAAUGGAGUUGAACCAGACAAGGACAUCCGUGCUAUUUUGGAGAGGGCUGUGGUGGUCAUGGAAAAUAAAACUGCUGGUUUGGUUGAGAUAGAUACUGAUAAUCACAGCCAAACAGGACCAGCGAGUAAUUAUGUUCAGCUGGAUGACCAGAAAGAUCAACAGUUGAACAAUAGUCCCUCUGCAAAAGUGGUUACAGAGGUUAUAAAAACAAAUAGCAAUGUUUCACCUAUGAUAGAGACUAUUGCUCAUAAUCAGUUGUUCUCUUGUCAAGGCUUUGAUGAGGCCUUGGAAUUAAUGCCUAAGACUGAUUCCUCAGAAGAAAGUAUUAAACAGGAAGAGCAGAAUGAUGAUGGUUCUAUUACUCUGCCUUCUGAGCAAGGAGUUAUGGAAAAGAAAAGUAAUCUUUCUACUGGGGUAAAAUGUAACCUAAAUAACCAAACAUUCUCCUCAAUGGAUGAUGAAAUGCAUGUGGAAUUAGAUCCUUUUCCUCUCUUACCAAAACAUAGUUGCCAACAAAAUGACCUGGAGGCCAAGACUGUUAACAGUGUAGGUUCGAUGGGGGUUGUGAAUGGGAAAAGUGAUGCUUCAGCCACUACGGAUUCUGAUAUAUGCAUACAGAAAACACUCCAUCACAUUGCAAUGCCAAAGGAAUCAUCAAUUACUGGUUCUCUGGAGAGUACUUGUGAAAGGAAGAAUGAUCAGAAAAAUGGCUUUAGUGUUAAUUGUUUUACUGCAGAAACGGUUUCUACAGAUAUUUUGAAGAAAAGUGGUGUGGAUAAAUGCAUCCAGGCAUACCCUUCACAGGCUUGCCAGAGGACCUUGGAGAAUUUAGCUAUCGCUGACUCACUGGGUAACCCCGUCUAUGAACCCUUUAUAGAAGGCAUGCCAGGCAUUGUAGAAGAGGAAAGUGAUGUGACAACUGAAAUAAAGUUUGAGAUUCAUGGCCAGAAAUUUUGUGUGGAAGGAGAUGCCUAUGAUCUGAAGGAAGGGUCACCUGAAAAAACUCCCAGCAGUGCACAGUCAUGCCAGCCCUUUGGGAAGGAUGUUUCUCAUGAUAUUUAUUCUAGCCAUAGUGUUGACUGUUCUGAACAGAUUGAUAAGGAAGGGAAGGUUCUUGCUGGAAGUUGUCCUUCCAAAACCACAUGUCUAGACAUUGGCUCAUCCUCUUCACGAAGGAGCAAAAGAAUUCGUAAAUCCGGUCAGAAAACUCAGACAAAAAGAGCUGCAAAGAAACGCAAGAACAAAGCUAAACUGCAAGACCUGCAGAUCUUCAAGGCUGAUAGAAGGAAGAGAAGCUGUUUCUCCAAACCAGCUCGCUCUUCUAACUGGGGAUUAUUAGGGAAUAUCACCCAAUUUUUUGAGCAGAGUAAUGGGCUGGGGCUCAAUGAAAUUCAGUACUGUGGACCAAGAAAAAUAAAGGUUGAACAAGGGAAUGGAAAGAGGGGUAAUAGUCAGCCUAGUGGAAGCUCCCAGAAGUCUAGUGGAAAAAAAAAUUCUUCAACUGGUGGUAUUCGCUUGAAAGUUAUAGUCAGAAAAGAAGUUGGUCAAAAUAGUCUGAACCUGGUGGUCCCAGAAGUAAUUGAUACCUCAACAUCUGGUGUUCUUGUCAGUGAAUUUGAGGCUAAAACAUACACAGGAACAAGUUCCAAAAUCCCAAAUGUUGUUAGUGGUGCUGAAGAUAAAAUGGGGGAAAGGGAGCGUGAAGAGCAGCUUCAAUGUUUUGGCAAUAAGCUGGAGGAGGCAAAAGUAUACCCCAAUGCUUCUGUUUCAGAUUUUCAUGUAGCAGAUAAGGACUUCGAGGGCCAUUUGAUUUGCCAGAACUCAGCUGUUGAUGCUGCAGCGGACUAUCUUGGAGUUCCCUCACAUUUAGAGGUUGAUAUAUCCGGGGAGGCAACUGAGAAGAGGUAUACUGAUCCUGGAACUUCACCAGACUCAGAAGUUAUCAAUUUAGUUCCUGAAGGCCAAGUCAAUGCAACAUGUCAAGAAGAUCUCCACGAUGUUGUUUUGACUUCUCCUAAAGCUUUUGUUGCCGCUGGAGCUGUUGCUAGGGGUAAGAAAGGAAAGAAGAAAGAUAGACGCAUCCGUGUCAGUGACAAUUUUGCAGAAGAUAUAUCUCCUGGUAUGUCGAGCAUGAAAAGUGUUAAAACAACAAAGAAGCACGGGGGUAGGCAGGGAAAGGAUGAUGGAUUUCUCUCUAGUCAGAUUCUUAUUUCACCUACUAAAGCAAAUGUUUCUAGCAACUUUUCAAGCCAUAAAGAAUUUUCUGAGGAACAGUUACAUUUGUCUAGAAAGACCGAAUUUAGAGUCUCUGAAGAGGCUUUGCAAGCAGAAUCUGGCCUUGAUUUUGGGCCUAGAUUGUCAGAAUCACAGAAUUCAAAUAAUCUGCUUCAUUCAGUUAAAUCUAAAUCCAAAGGGGGUCAACUUCCAAAGAAAUCUGAUGGAGCAAGCAAGAGAAGGUCCAAGACCUCUGACAAAGCAAGGAGCAAGAAAGAAAAUGGUUGUGGACAGAGAGGGAGUGAACGGAAGACAGUUAAUAAAAACAAAGCCAAGGAGAAGAGUGAAUGUGAUCACGUUUAUAAAUCAGCAGAUAAUCCAGAAACAGGAAAUUGUAUUGCUAAGGACACUGGGAAAACCAAUCCUGUUGACAGUGUUGCCUCCAUAGAUGUUGCUAAUUUGGACAUGGCAUCAACUGAUGCAGUGGAGCAGCAGCCACCUGCUGAUAAUGCUUGGGUGCGCUGUGAUGAUUGUCAUAAAUGGCGGCGUAUUCCUGUUACACUUGUAGAUUUGAUUGGUCAAUCAAAUUGCCAAUGGAUCUGCGAGGACAACAUGGAUAAAGCCUUUGCUGAUUGCUCCAUCCCCCAGGAGAAGUCAAAUGCAGAAAUUAAUGCAGAGUUAGGCUUAUCAGAUGCUGAUGAAGAUGCCUAUGACGCCCCUUUAAAGAAUAAGGGAUUAGAAUGGAAGCGUACUGCAGUUUCCAAGGAGCAUGAGUUUACGCGUAUCUCUACUAACCAGUUUCUGCAUCGUUGCCGGAAGACGCAGACUAUUGAUGAGAUAAUGGUUUGCCAUUGCAAAUUACCUCUACAUGGUGGGUUAGGUUGUGGAGAUGAAUGCUUGAAUCGCAUGCUUAAUAUUGAGUGUGUUCAAGGCACCUGUCCAUGUGGGGACCUGUGUUCAAAUCAACAGUUCCAAAAGCGCCAUUAUGCAAAAAUGCAGUGGGCUCGAUGUGGGAAGAAAGGUUUUGGUCUGCGAUUGGAGGAGGAUAUUUCUAAAGGGCAAUUUCUUAUUGAAUAUGUUGGAGAGGUGCUUGAUAUGCAUACUUAUGAGGUGCGAAUGAGAGAGUAUGCUUCUAUGAGUCAUAAGCAUUUCUACUUCAUGACACUGAAUGGCAGUGAGGUAAUAGAUGCUUGUGCAAAAGGAAACUUGGGGCGUUUCAUUAACCAUAGUUGUGAUCCUAAUUGUCGUACUGAAAAGUGGGUAGUCAAUGGAGAGAUUUGUAUUGGACUCUUUGCACUGAGGGAUAUUAAGAAGGGUGAAGAGGUGACAUUUGACUACAACUAUGUAAGAGUUGUUGGAGCUGCUGCAAAACAAUGUUACUGUGGGUCACCUCAAUGUCGAGGCUAUAUUGGUGGCGAUCCAACAAGCACUGAGGUAAUUGAUCAAGUUGAUUCAGAUGAAGAAUUUCCUGAACCAGUGAUGCUUGAAGAUGGGGAAGCUGGAGAGAGAUUCAAGAAUAGAUUAUCCAGGAUCAGUUCCUUUGAUGGUGUAGAACUGCAAGUUGCAGAGAGUAUAUCUAAAGAUAGAAAUAAAAUGGAUAUUUCUACAACAGCUACUGAGAAAAUGGAGGUUGGCCUUGAAAUUGAGGACGGCAUGAACCAAUCUGUCUCUGCCAUUUCCCAAUUAAGCAGCCCAAUGGAAAUGAAUGAUUCAAGGGGAGAUAUUCCAUCUUCUAGUCAGCCAGUAGAAAUGUCUGCUCAAGCAGAUGAUGUAAUCAGCAAAUCUGCAUCUCCUGUCAAGCAAGAAAUUUCAAAGGAAGAUAUUCAAAGUGGGGAGACCUGUCCAACUGCAAUGCUGAGCAAAUUAUCAUCUGACGGUAUGGUUGCUAACAGAAAGUCCAAGUCUGCUACAGCAGAAGAAAAACGGGUUUUUGUUAAAUCACGUUUUCUGAUUAAAACUUCGCAUCAUUCUGGUUCCGGUAAGAAAGGAAAGUUUACUAGUAAUCCUACGAAUGCUAAUAAAGUUCAGAUGGUGGCUAGCAAAUCUCAGUUGUUGUCUAUCAAACCCAAAAGAUCUAUAGAUGGUACUUCUAAUGGUCGGUUUGAGGCGGUCGAGGAGAAACUUAAUGAGUUAUUGGAUGCUGAUGGUGGGAUAAGCAAAAGAAAAGACGCCCCUAAAGUCUACUUGAAGCUUCUGCUUCUUACUGCAGCAUCUGGUGCCAGUGGAAAUGGUGAAGCAAUUCAGAGCAAUCGAGAUCUAUCAAUGAUUCUUGAUGCACUUCUAAAAACUAAAUCACGAGUUGUGUUGAUUGAUAUAAUUAACAAAAAUGGUUUGCGAAUGCUCCACAACAUGAUCAAGCAAUACCGAUGGGACUUUAAAAAGAUUCCAAUUCUCCGAAAGCUUCUGAAGGUGUUGGAGUAUUUGGCUGUCAGGGAGAUACUUACACCAGAACAUAUUAAUGGAGGUCCUCCUUGCCCUGGAAUGGAGAGCUUUAGGGAGUCAAUGUUGUUAUUGACAGAGCACAAUGACAAACAGGUUCAUCAAAUUGCACGGAAUUUCCGGAACAGAUGGAUUCCUCAACAUGGCAGAAAAUAUAGACAUGAGGAUAGGGAUGAUGGGAGGAUGGAGUUUCACAGAGGUUCAGUUAAUAAUAGGGUUUCAGUUCCACUGAAUCAUUCACGUGAUCUAGGUGUAAGGCCUACGGAAGCAAUAGAGUGUGCCAGCCAGUCAAAGCUAGCAACUGCCUCUUCUGUGGACUCUGCUGUCCACGAGGGCUGUUCUGCACCUUCUGUUGGCGGUGUGGUAAAAACUCGCAAGCGUAAAAGCCGAUGGGAUCAACCGGCUGAGGAAAAACCAUCUUCAAGAUCUCUUCAGAGUGAUGGACAGAAGAUUCAAUCCGGGUUGCUACAACAGUCUGAAUACCACUCACAACCUGAAAUGGGUAAAGAAAUAUUGGAUAACGUAGAAAAAGGAAGCAAAGAGAAUAGUUAUUGCCCCCAUUGUGCUCUCAAUUACUAUCUACAAGAUGAAGUCAGUUGUGCUGAUGACGGAAGGCAGAAUAUGCAAAGUGACGUUCCACCUGGAUUCUCAUCUCCCCUUAACCAGAAUCUGGUUUCAUCAAGUUCUUCAUCAACAAUUACUGAAAUCCAACAACAAAAUGGUUGCAUGGCAUCUCCAAUUGGUACAGUUGUUGGGCAUCCACAGGAGAAAUUCAUUUCACGUAUGUAUGUCUCUUAUGGAAUUCCGUUGCCUAUUGUUCAGCAAUUUGGGUCACCUCGGGAUGGAAAAGUGGAGAGUUGGACAGUUGCUCCAGGCAUGCCUUUCCAUCCUUUCCCGCCACUUCCUCCAUUUCCCCAACAUAAGAAAGAAACUCCAUCUCCUGCUGUUAAUUCCAUGGUGAUAAAUGGGUCUACAGAAGAAAGGCAACGAGACAGACAUGAUCUUGCCACUUGUUAUCCAAAUGAAAACAAUCCAAGCACAGCUGGUGGUAACCAGCCAGAUAUGGAUAUACCUAGUGAAAAUGGCCAACAAGCAUUUAAACGAGCUAGGGGAUCCUCGCAUGAUUUGGGAAAGAGAUACUUUAGGCAGCAGAAGUGGAAUAAAGUGCUGCCCCCUUGGAUACGGAAUAGGGAUGGGUUUGGAUGCUUGGGAAACAACUCAAGAGGUGGAAUAUGUACCGAUGUAGGAAGUCUAACAAAUGAUCACAGAAAUUCAUACUGUUCACAGGAUGUAAGCUGUAGAGUGGAGAAAGCUGGAAAUUGCAUUAAUCAGCAAAAAAGUACCUAAAUGAGCAUUGAUUUUUAGGAAAAUCUCUAAACAGCUGCUGGAUUUUCUUCCAUAUUUUGAUGUUCCUCAAUUCUUUUUUAUUUUUUUUUUUGUUUCCAGGUGUUUAUUUUCAAUUGAAAAUUCAUUCAAUUUCAGAAUAUCCAGUCUGUUAUACUCGGCUCCUAAUGACUAUAGCUGAGGGAAAAAAACAUACUGAUCUUGCAAUUUGCACUCUUGGAUAUCAAUCAAUGAAUCUGAUCACCCCUGAAAGAGGUAGGCAUUUCUUUUCUUGUAUCAUUUUCUCAGAUUAAUGGAAUACAACAUUAAUUACUUUGAUGGUA